Molecule: messenger RNA, 621 nt
Organism: Torulaspora globosa
Lineage: Eukaryota; Fungi; Ascomycota; Saccharomycetes; Saccharomycetales; Saccharomycetaceae
Gene: FAR3
Product: Far3p
Exons: 1
Coding region: 1-621 (206 amino acids)
Source: RefSeq, a predicted model, not a curated record
AUGGAUUCAAGCAGCGACAACUUCGAUUAUGUUUUCCAACUCAUCAAGGUUUUGGGCUCAGAGUGUAGGGCCAAUAGGCAAGAAAGUGAUAAAAUUGAAAGUAUAUUGAGGAGACUGGCGAAGCAAUCAGGUCUUUCCUACGAUCAACUCUCUGAAAAGGUUUCUGAAAACACACGACAGAAGUAUGAUGAAGUUUCUGCCCCGGAUUCGACAGACAAGCUUAUUUUGGAGAACUACAGCCUUAUCUAUGAGAUCGAACUUCAAGAAUAUUUGAACCGUAGAAUAUGGAGUCUGAUUCAAGAAAUAGUCGAACACUUAAACUCCAUCAGAGGAUUCAUUAUUGAGCGAAAAGUUACAGGAACUCAGACCAUCGAUUAUUACAUUCAGGAUAAGUUCGAUUUGAAAAUGGAGCAGCUCAGGAGAAGCAAUGAAAGUCUGCAAGAUACUAAGCGUGUAACUCGAGAUAAGCUUACCGCCAUCUACGAUGAAAUAAGAAUAGUGCUGGGGCAGAUUAACUGGGAUGAUGUACCGAGUAACUUCAAAGAGCGCGAGCGAAUUUUCCAGAUCUUGCUGCAACUCAAAGAUUCUUAUGGAGUUGACCUGAUGAAAACAGUCUUUUGA